This is a messenger RNA of Pipra filicauda (Wire-tailed manakin), 1766 nucleotides long. RefSeq names its product CD93 molecule (gene CD93). Lineage: Eukaryota; Metazoa; Chordata; Aves; Passeriformes; Pipridae. The record is from RefSeq and is a predicted model, not a curated record. Bases 13 to 1737 code for a protein of 574 amino acids. Gene Ontology annotation, cellular component: external side of plasma membrane; extracellular matrix. The transcript has a single exon. Gene Ontology annotation, molecular function: extracellular matrix protein binding; calcium ion binding; extracellular matrix binding. Gene Ontology annotation, biological process: cell migration.
CCAGUUGGAGGGAUGGCCCUGGCCUGGCUGCUGCUGCUGCUGCUGCUGCUGGCGCUGGCGGUGCCGGGCUCUGGCGGGGAGGAGGCGGAGGUGGUGUGCGCCGACAACGCCUGCUACACCCUGCACCGGGAUGAGCUGGACUGGAAGGGCGCCCAGGAGCGCUGCCGGCACAACGGCGGCAACCUGGCCAGCGUGGGCAGCCCCGGCGAGGCUGCGCGGCUGCAGGAGCUGCUGGAGGCGGCCGGGGGGCACGGCCCGGCCUGGAUCGGGCUGUGGCUGCAGCGGGGGCACUGCGUCCAGCCGCAGGAGCCGCUGCGGGGAUUCUCCUGGGUGGCCGGAGGGACGCCCGGCAACUUCUCGGCGUGGGCGUCGGAGCCGUCGAUGACCUGCACGAGCGCCCGCUGCGCCAGCCUGCGGCCCCGCGGCCCCCACGGCCCCGCCGGCUGGGCCGACCGGCCCUGCCGCCUCCCGCUGCCCGCCUUCCUCUGCAAGUUCAGCUUCCAGGGAAUGUGCGGCCUCCUGCCGCUGGCCGGGCCCGGCCGGGUCACCUACGGCACCCCCUUCGGGGUGCGCAGCUCCCGUCUGGCGGCCGCGCCCUUCGGCACCUUGGCCGAGGUGGAUUGCGAGGGGGACAAGAGCCAGGACUUCGCCCUCUGCAAGGGGACGCUGGACGGGGGGGGCUUCGCCUGGGACCCCCCCGGGCCCCUGUGCCCCGUGGCCUGUGCCCACCGCAACGGGGGCUGCCAGCACCGCUGCCUGGAGGUGCCCGGGGAGCCCCCGCGCUGCUCCUGCCACGCCGGCUACUCCCUGGCUGCCGACAUGGCCUCCUGCGUGCCCGAGGAUUCCUGCCACCCCAACCCCUGCCAGGGCACCUGCCGGGCCCGUCCCGGUGGCUUCGAGUGCGGCUGCGAGGCCGGAUACACCGUGGCCCCCGACGGCCGGAGCUGCCUGGAUGUGGAUGAGUGUCUGUCCGGACCGUGCCAGCACCAGUGCCACAACACUCCCGGGGGCUUCGCGUGCCUGUGCCCACCCGGCUACCGCCCGGCGGGGCCAGGUGGCCGCCUCUGCCAGGACCUGGACGAGUGUGCCCAGCCCGGCGUGUGCCCGCAGCUCUGCAUCAACGUCCCCGGCUCCUUCCACUGCGCCUGCCGGCCCGGCUACCAGCGCCAGCCGGGCGGGGAUUCCUGCCUGGAUGUGGAUGAGUGCCUGCGGGAUCCCUGCCCCGGGCCCUGCCGCAACUUGCCCGGGGGCUACGAGUGCGUGUGCCCGCCCGGCUUCCUGCCGGAGGAGGAGGGACGCGGCUGCCGCGCCGCAGCCGCCGCCGGAGAGGAGCCGGCGGAGGAGGUCCCCGACGGCCCGCCGGGCACCGCGAGCAUCCCAGCGAGCACGGGCGCCGCGUGGACCGCGAGAACCCCGCGGAGCACGGGCACCCCCCGGACCACGAGCAUCCCGCGGACUCUGGGAGUGCCCGCCGGGGUGACGCCGGCGGCCCCCACGGCGGAGGGAGCGGCCCCCGGCCCCGACGAGCACAGCGCCGACGGCCCGCGGCUGCUCCUCUACUACAUCCUGGGAAGCUUGGUGGCCAUCCUGCUCCUGCUGGCCUUCGCCCUGGCCCUCGUGGCUUGCAGGAGGAGGGCCGCCAAGAAGGAGAAGCGGCCGGCCAAGAGCGCGGCGGAUAAUUAUUGCUGGGUGCCCGAGCAGCCCGAGAGCCGCGGGCAGGGCGGGGAGCGCAGGUAGGAGGGAGGCGGGGAGCGCGGGGCGGUCGA